AUGGAUUCCAAUUCAUAUACUCCGACAUCAAACUUUGUUGACCUUCUUCAAAGCCAGCAGAAACACACUGUCUUUGGUUAUGUUCAAGACAGUGUCGAGCCAUGUUCCUCACAAGUCCCUCUAUUUUUCACUCAACCCACGAAAGUUUCAAUUCCAAGUCAAGACACUCCUGCAGAGCGUAUUCAAAGGAGGAAGUGGACGCCUAUUGAUGAUGUUGUCCUCAUCAGCGCCUGGUUAAACACAAGUAAAGACCCUGUUGUUGGGAAUGAGCAAAGAGCUGGUGCUUUCUGGAAAAGAAUAGCUGCCUACUUUGCGGCAAGUCUCAAGGUGGCAGCUUGUGAACAGAGAGAGGCUAGUCAUUGUAAGCAAAGAUGGCAGAAGAUCAACGACCUUGUCAACAAGUUUUGUGGGUCGUAUGAAGCUGCAAGUAGAGAGAAACUACUACUCGGUCAUGUCUGGAAAAUUUUGUGGAAGAAAUAA
Molecule: messenger RNA, 480 nt
Organism: Brassica napus (rape)
Lineage: Eukaryota; Viridiplantae; Streptophyta; Magnoliopsida; Brassicales; Brassicaceae
Product: glutathione S-transferase T3-like
Exons: 1
Coding region: 1-480 (159 amino acids)
Source: RefSeq, a predicted model, not a curated record